Messenger RNA from Chaetura pelagica (chimney swift), 729 nucleotides. It is a transcript of the gene TMX1, whose product is annotated as thioredoxin-related transmembrane protein 1. NCBI's taxonomy places the organism in Eukaryota, Metazoa, Chordata, Aves, Apodiformes, Apodidae. The transcript is spliced from 8 exons. The coding region runs from base 1 to 729 and encodes 242 amino acids. The record is from RefSeq and is a predicted model, not a curated record.
AUGCAGCUCCACAAGGAUCCCAAGCCCUGGCUGGAGCAUGGCUACGCCCCGUGGUGCCCCGCCUGCCAGAGCCUGCAGCCCGAGUGGGAGAAGUUUGCCGAGUGGGGUGAGGACCUGGAGGUGAACAUUGCCAAGGUGGAUGUCACGGAGCAGCCGGGAUUAAGUGGACGAUUUGUCAUAACAGCCCUUCCCACCAUCUAUCACUGUAAAGAUGGAGAGUUCAGGAGAUACCAGGGUGCAAGAACUAAAACUGAUUUCAUAAACUUCAUCAAUGACCAGGAAUGGAAGUCGGUUGAACCUGUUUCAUCCUGGUUUGGUCCUUCCUCUUUCCUGAUGAGCAGUAUGUCAGCUUUGUUUCAGUUGUCCAUGUGGAUCAGGCACUGCCAUGGUUAUUUAACAGAAAAUGUUGGAAUACCUGUUUGGGGCUCCUAUGCUAUUUUUGCCUUGGCAACUCUCUUCUCAGGACUGAUACUGGGGCUGAUAAUGGUGUUCUUAGCAGACUGUAUCUGCCCAUCCAAGAGGCACAGACCAGCACCCUACCCACACCCAAGAAAACUAGCUCCAGCAUCAGCUCAGCUGCUGAAAAAGCUGGAUGAAGAGCAAGAAGCAGAUGAGGAAGAUAUAUCAGAUGAUGAAACAGAGGGUAAAAAGGUGUCCAGCAAGGACUCAUCACCCAACCCGGUGAGGCAGCGCCCUGUGAACCCUGCUGCUACAAUGGAGAAAUCUUAG